Lodderomyces margitis is the source of this 1476-nucleotide messenger RNA. RefSeq names its product gamma-tubulin (gene TUB4). Gene Ontology annotation, molecular function: GTP binding; structural constituent of cytoskeleton. NCBI's taxonomy places the organism in Eukaryota, Fungi, Ascomycota, Pichiomycetes, Serinales, Debaryomycetaceae. Gene Ontology annotation, cellular component: nucleus; centrosome; gamma-tubulin complex. Gene Ontology annotation, biological process: mitotic cell cycle; meiotic spindle organization; cytoplasmic microtubule organization. The transcript has 2 exons. Bases 1 to 1476 code for a protein of 491 amino acids. The record is from RefSeq and is a predicted model, not a curated record.
AUGCCAGGUGAGACUAUUACAAUACAGGCAGGUCAAUGCGGGAACCAAGUUGGGCUACAAUACUGGCAACAAUUGGCUCUGGAACACGGAAUAAAUCGAGAUGGAACUCCCACACCUUAUCCUCAAGACCAAUCACUAAAUGCUACUGAUUCAUCCCCACAACCUUCCCUGCAAGGAUCGGCACUGCCCCAAGAGUCCAAACGACUACAUCGAGAUGAUCAUCCUGAGUUGUUUUUCACAUUAUCGGACUCAAAUACAUACACUCCCCGUUCAAUACUCAUUGAUCUCGAGCCAUCAGUUGUUACCAAAGCAUUAAACACAUUGCCUAUGCUCAACCCACGGAAUAUUCAUGUCAGCGAACUGGGUAAUGGAGCGGCCAAUAACUGGUCGAAUGGCUACAAAUAUGGGUCGGAGCACAUUGAGAGCAUAUUGAAUAUAAUGGACAGGGAAGUUGAUAAAUGCGACAAUUUGUCCCAGUUUCAAUUGUUUCACAGUGUAGCUGGUGGUACAGGACUGGGAUGUGGGUCAAAGAUAUUGGAAAUUUUGCAGGAUAGAUAUACAAGUAAGAAAAUCAUAACCACCAACUCGAUAUUCCCAUCGAAUGAAAAGACGAGUGAUGUUGUUGUCCAGCCUUACAAUAGUUUAUUGACAUUGAAGCGAUUGAUCGAGUUUAGUAAUGCGACAUUUGUGUUUCACAAUGACGCAUUGAAUAACAUUGAGAAUGCAGUUUUUAACCAAGGAGGAUUGGAAGAGCGUAACAUAGGCUUGCCAAGUUCGUUUCAAGUCACAAAUAAACUUAUUGCCUUUGUGAGUGCGUCAGUGAGUAACCCCUUACGGUUCCCUGGCUAUAUGUACAGCUCAAUUGAGUCAAUUGUCUCGAGCUUGGUUCCAACUCCCGACUUGAAAUUUCUUACAACUUCCGUAGCGCCCUUUAGCACUCAGUCACAUCACAACUACAUAAAUGAGUACGACAUGUUUUUGGAAUUAUCGGAUGACAGAUACAAAACCAAUAAGUGCAUCACUCCAACGUCGUCUAACUCAGCAUCUGAAAUAGCCUAUAUCAGUUUAAUCAACUAUUUGAUCAGUACAUCUAACCUAGAUCGAAAGGAAAUACGAAAGGGAAUUUUAAAAGUUCAAGCACGUACUAAUUUUGUUCCCUGGACUUCGAGGUCAGUAGGAGUAGUACACGGUAAGAAAUCACCAUAUGCGAGUGGCAGCAAUCUCGAAGGAAUACAGAUUUCCAAUAACACCUCCAUAAUCGAUGUGUUUAACAAGAUACUUAGACAGUAUGAUUUAUUGGUGAAAAGAAAGGCGUACUUGAACACGUAUACCGAAGACAACUCUGCCGAGGAGAUGGGCCGCGUGGUUGACAUGUUUAGCGAGUGUAAGGAGUCAGUUGUGAGAGUGAUUGACGAGUACAGUGCAUGCAAGAGCAUCAACUACUUAGAGGAUGACGAUAUAGAAAUGGAUAUCUAA